AUGGAAAAAAAAAAAUUUUCUAUGAAGGAAAAUAUCUGUAAUGAACAUAAUAAAAAAAUAAUCGCAGCUGAUAUUAGUCCAAAUUUCAAAGGAGAAAAACGAAUUGUGUGUAAAAUAUGCUUAGAAACAUUACGUGAGAAAAUGGAAAUCUCUGGAUUAGACUCUGUAAAAUCAAUCAUUGAAAACAAAUUAUAAAUAAAUCGAGAAAAAUUAUAUAAAAGAAUAAACGAUAAUAUCACAAAAUUUAACGAAUUGAAGGAAAAAUGUGAAUCUUUUAGGCAAAAUAUGUUGACAAAAUUAAAUACAAUAGAAUAAAUUUUGAAUGUUUGGGAUACUUAUUUUGCUUCAAUGAAAGAUAAAAUAUUAGAGUAUAGCCUAAUUGAUGAGGUUUAACAAAUAGGAAAGAAUGAAGAAAGUAAAUAUGAAAAGGAGCUUAUUAAUUAAAUUAUUUUGAAUAAAUAGUCUUUUGAAAAAAAACUUAGUGCUUAGUUUUCAAAAGAAUCUGAUUAUAAUGAUUUACAAUUAAUAUUAAAGGAAGUUGUAAAUAUAGAUUAUUCUGGAUGUUAUAAUUAAUAAAAAAAAAAAAUAAUUAUUCGAGAAUAGAAAAUUAAUAUCAAUAAAAUUGGGGAUUUAAAGGAAUAAAAGGAAUAAUGUAGAGCAGUGGCUUUUAAUAAUCAAGGAUCAAUUAUGAUAUCUACUUUAGAUAGCUUCAUAAAAGUAUGGGAAUUUAAGGAUGGGCAUCUUAAAUUAAUGUAAACUUUAAAAGGUCACGAAAACUUUGUUUAAUACUUGUUUUUCUUAAAGUUGAAAAAUAAUUUUAUUUCUAGUUCAGAUUAGACUAUAAAAACCUGGUUUUUCAACUCCCAAUGGAGUUGUUAGCAGACUAUAUGUCUGAAUAACUUCAGUUUCACUUGCAUUUCUACAGACCUAAAGGAGGAAUAAAUUUUCUUUGGAAGCACAGAUAAUUCAAUUUAGGUUUGGUAGUUCAAUGAAUAGGAUCAAUUAAGCAAAAAAUAUGAUUUAAAAAAACAUGAUCGAUUAGUAAGUUCGUUGAGCCUCAAUGAAUUGGAAACCAUUUUAGUAUCUUGUGCAAAAGAUAGUGCAAUAUCUGGUGUACAGGGCUAGGAAUAAAUUAUCGUUUGGGAAAAAAUAUAAAGUCAGCAAAAUCGUUUUUAAUUCAAACACUUUGUUACGUAGGUGUUUAAAAUAAAUAGACCGUAACUUAAAUUUAUUGAUGAAGACAGAUUUAUCCUAAUAUCUGAGAAUUAUCAUAGUGCUUUUCUAUUUCAAGAUUUAGAAGGACAAAUUACCCAAUUUGUUGAUUUAGUAUUCUAAGAUUAACCUUAACGAUUAUUUCCAAUUUUAUACAAUAAGGACAAAUAGCUGUUAUAUUUCAAGCUUUAAUCAUUUAUUUAUAUUCUAAAUAGUAAGUUAGAAUUAUAAUCUUUUUUGCGAUCUAAUGGAAUAAAAGUAUAAGGUGCUGUCACGAAUGAUGGAAAAUAUUUGGUUUUUUGGGAUGAGAAACAUCAAGGGUAUUAAACAUUUUAGAUUAGUUAUCCUUGA
Paramecium tetraurelia is the source of this 1563-nucleotide messenger RNA. RefSeq lists its product as uncharacterized. Gene Ontology annotation, molecular function: protein binding. Gene Ontology annotation, cellular component: cytosolic [4Fe-4S] assembly targeting complex. The record is from RefSeq and is a predicted model, not a curated record. Lineage: Eukaryota; Ciliophora; Oligohymenophorea; Peniculida; Parameciidae. The transcript has a single exon. Gene Ontology annotation, biological process: iron-sulfur cluster assembly.